Paecilomyces variotii is the source of this 3001-nucleotide messenger RNA. RefSeq lists its product as hypothetical. The transcript has a single exon. The coding region runs from base 341 to 2791 and encodes 816 amino acids. The record is from RefSeq and is a predicted model, not a curated record. Lineage: Eukaryota; Fungi; Ascomycota; Eurotiomycetes; Eurotiales; Thermoascaceae.
CCGAUCAAGUGACGUGCAGUAUCAUUAGGUACCCUACCGCGGCGGGGGAUGUGAUCUUUCUUGCAUCUCUCUGAAACAUACCCCUUGACUGUGUAUGGGAGGGAUCGAAAUGAGUCUUGUUUCUUGUUUCUUGUUUUGGUAAUAUGAGGUUAUACACGUCAUGUGAUGGUAUACCAUAGAAGAUUGGCAAGGAAAGAGCACCGGCCAUUCUUUCCUCCAGCACGAAAGCCCUACAUGCGAGUCGCCCGUGUCUUCAAGCAGAAGCAAAGAUGAUGGCCUCCAACUUCUCAGCCUACCGGGAAACUAUCACUAUUUCGCGGAAUAUGCGAAUCCCCAGCCGAUGGCCCCUCCACGAGCGUUGCCUCCGCCCCCGAUUUCUUCUCGGCCACUGAAGGGAUAUCCCGUAUCGCCCUUAUCGGCCCAGAAGUUUCUAAGCGGGAAGGUCGUCGGUUUGUUAUUUCUCGGAACGUUUUGCAUAUUCUUCGUCGGAGUGUUCUUUUGGAAGAUAGGCGCUGUCAUUCGUUUCUUUACGCAGGAUCGAUUUCUCGGGGAACACAAGAUUAAGACUGAGCGCUACGCCAGGACGUGGUAUGGCUGGGUACCAUUGGCUCGCCAUGAGGCCAAUAAGAGAGUAAUAAACAGAUGCAUGAGAAAAGUGCGAGGAUGGCUGAGCUGGCGAUCUUCACGUCUUGACUAUCGCUGGGUUUGGUGGGACCCUGGUGAGCAGGAGGCACAGAAGCACAAGGAACGAGAGACGAUGAGAUGGUUCCCAACGUUGAUUUCGAGCUACGAAUGCCCUACCGCAGAUUCAAUUUGGAAUCCUGGGCCUCCUCCCGAGAUUCGAAGCUCACUUAACGUCGAGGAGAACCGACGUCCUUGCCCAAACCCGACAGACGGCGAGCCCGCCACGACAACUCGCUUGACAAGAGUGAGACGGACAAGCCCUUCAGAAUCUCGUGCAGAAGAUCAUCCUCUCAAAAGGGUGCCAUCUUUCAGGUACCGACAGUCGUUUACAAGCAUCAAUCCUUAUCACAUAUGUCAGCAACCAUUCAUUGUCGCUCCCGUGAUUUACGUACCACCUGAACCGACAUCCCAAUAUUGCAGCCCAGAAUUGGAAGUUCGAAGAAAUACGGCCCAGUUGCACACAGCACAAUCCGAAGAUCUCCCUAUAAAUUCAUUUGGCACCAGGGAUUGGAAGGACUGUGGGAGGCUCUUAAGGAGAACCGUGUCUCUACCGUCAAUGAUCAAGCUUACGAGUCCUUCUGUAGUGAAUCCUGUGUCUGAUAAGAAAGCGCAAAAGAGUCCUAUCAUGAAGACUGGGUUGGUAAAGACCCGCCCGCAGGCUGCUCGUCUGUCACGCAAGUAUCAAGCCUGGGCUUCCCGGAUGCAGAUACAGACUCGAAAUUCCGCGAGCAGAUUUCACGGAAUAUCAGGUCGGCCGGGAAGCCCGCUUUCUGAAAUCUUGAAGAGCAUCUCUUCCGAACAGAGCGCGUACACGACUCGCUUGAGUGGCACACAGAACUCUGAAUCCUUUCAAGGAUGUUCUACAGAUGAGGCAAACCCGCCUGCAGCUGAGAUUGGCGACCAUGGCCCUCUACAUGAGGACAGAGACGGUUUACAGACGAUGUCAAAGAUGAGAAAUCCAAGUCAUAUGAAAUAUGAGUCGCUUUCACGACCUCAUCUUUUUACGGCUUCGGCUAUCCUUACUCCAGAAAUACCAAGGUACAGGCCCUUGCAAAUGCGGGAUCCCAAUUGUCCUAUGCAACAUGAGAGAAUCGAGGAACACGCUGGUCGCAGGCGUGUGACUUUUCAGGGAAUUCCAAAUACCGAAGCCCAUAGAGCGCCACAGCAAUCAGUUCCACUUCGACACCUGAGCAAUCCCGAAGUCAGACUCAUAUAUAACCUUGACAGAAGACUUGAAUGGCUUCUAAAUGAACUUGACCCUGGGCGGAAACCGUUCCAUUUCGCGACUCUUGCGAACCACUGGUUGAACACUGAGACCUGGCUCGUGUAUGACCCACCCUGCCGAGUAUCUCAGGAAUACAGGCGGCGAUACGGGGAUCCAAGGUGCAGGGCGCAAUUCGCGGAUGGGAGAAAUGAAUCAAGAAGACCAAAAUACCCCCCGACUGUUCAGAGAAGAGCCCACACACCUCGGAUAGAUUCAUGGAGACUUGCGGUUAACAAGCAACGCAAAACAGCUGGUCUUCAGGAUUUCCUGAGGGAUAUUGAGCUAUUUGACGGUUCCGCUGAUGAAGUUCCCGAUGGAAAGAUUGACCCGUCCAGCUGGAUCCUGCGAAAGCCACCACAGGGGUUCCCAAUUUCCAACAAGCAGAAAGAUUGUUUCUGGCAGGGAGCUUCCGUGUGGCAAGAGCCCUUAGAAGAAUGGCAGAAAGUCAAGUAUAGCUAUCGUAUCGAGAAAAAGAUCAACGAGGCUAGGGUCAACCGAACGAGAGAUCUAAGACGAGUAGCUCGAGGAGUGACAAAGAUCUAUAGGACGACAGCAAAGAAACUUCCACAGACUCCGAUAGGACGGAGAACGAAGCGAGACCUCAACACUGGAAGAGAGCGGAGACAAGCACGCUCAGGCAAUGGCUCAAUGGGAAGGACACGAACAACUCGAGACAGCAUACGGGGAGACACUGAAACGUAUAUUCCGGAAGAGAUUCAGCUGUGUCGGACAUCAGGUCAUAUUCCUACUAUCAGACAGACUUCAGCUCUGACUGGAGAAGACACCAGUCUCACAGAUCCGAUAGGAGAUCGUGAUGGUAUCCAUACGAUGGAAAAUGGAUAACGGGAUACGCCGAGGCACAUUCUUAGAAGGUUCUACGCCGCGCUCUUUUCAUCGCCAUGUCAUAUAGCAACUAUUAUGCUUCAUGCUUAAGGUUGACAGAUGGUCGCUGGGAACCAAACAGUCUCUUGGAUAUCUAUACUGCUUGUUUCGAGUCUGCAUGUUGGUAGAAAACAGAGCGGUAUUCAGCCAUCAUCGGAGGUGAUCAUAAUU